Molecule: messenger RNA, 1419 nt
Organism: Morus notabilis
Lineage: Eukaryota; Viridiplantae; Streptophyta; Magnoliopsida; Rosales; Moraceae
Product: U-box domain-containing protein 3
Exons: 2
Coding region: 103-1338 (411 amino acids)
Cellular component (GO): cytoplasm; nucleus
Molecular function (GO): protein binding
Source: RefSeq, a predicted model, not a curated record
CUAGAUAAACGGUAAGAAAAUCUGAAAGGAAAGAAAAGAGCGAAGCAGGAGAGAGAGAGAGAGAGAGAGAGAGAGAGAGAGAGAGAGAGAGAGAGAGAGAGAAUGGGGCAGGAGGAAGAGGAAGCCACAGUUGCAGUAGAGGAAGAAGAAGAUGAAGAAGGGAGGAGGGAAAAGUCGGAGGAAAUACGGAACCAGAGGAAGCAGAAUCUGAUUAUGGAAAUCUCGUCGAAGCUCAUCCAUGGCGAUCUGGAGGCCAAGAUUGAAGCCGCCAGAGACAUCCGACGGCUGGUCAGGAGGUCUGCAACUACAAUUUCUUCUUCUUCGUGUUAUUCUUUGUCUUAUUCGUCUUCUCCUUGUUCUUCCUCGUCGUCUUCGUCUUGCAAGACCCGCUCGAAGUUGGGAGCUGCGGGUGUGAUUCAGCCUCUGGUUCUGAUGCUCGUCUCUCCCAAUCCUGAUGCUCGCGAAGCCUCUCUCCUCGCUCUCCUCAAUCUCGCUGUUCGCGACGAACUAAACAAGGUGAAGAUAGUGACAGCUGGAGCCAUUCCUCCUCUUGUAGACCUCUUGAGGUUCCAAAAUGGGAGUCUAAGGGAAUUAGCCACAGCAGCUAUUUUAACCCUCUCAGCUGCUGCGACGAACAAGCCAACUAUUGCAGCCUCUGGAGCCGCACCUCUCCUGGUUCAGAUUCUCAGCUCUGGUAGUGUUCAAGGAAGAGUUGAUGCUGUCACAGCUUUGCACAAUCUCUCUACCUGCAAAGAGAACUCAUUUCCAAUUAUUGAUGCUAGAGCCGUUCCUCCUCUUAUUAACCUUCUCAAAGAAUGCAAGAAGAAGUACUCUAAAUUUGCUGAAAAGGCCACAGCUCUACUGGAGAUCCUAUCAAACUCUGAAGAAGGGCAAGUUGCAAUCUCGAACUCAGAUGGUGGGAUAUUGGCACUAGUAGAGACUGUUGAAGAUGGAUCCCUUGUCAGCACAGAACACGCAGUUGGAGCGUUGCUUUCAUUAUGCCGGAGCUCCCGGGAUAAAUAUCGGGAACUCAUUCUCAAAGAAGGCGCAAUCCCAGGCCUUCUGCGUUUGACAGUAGAGGGCACAGUAGAAGCCCAAGAGAGAGCUCGCACCCUUCUUGAUUUGCUUAGGGAUAAACCUGAGCAGAAGGGACUGACAUCCUCCGUUUUAGAGAAAAUAGUUUACGACAUUGCUACGAGGGUUGAUGGAGCAGAUAAGGCUGCAGAAACCGCCAAGAGGCUUCUGCAAGACAUGGUUCAAAGAAGUAUGGAGCACAGCAUGAGUAGGAUUCAGCAUAGAGCUGCAUCUUGUACGCCUUCCAAUAUUUCAUCUUCAUGAUAAUACCCACUUCGGCUUUGAAUGCGAGAAAACUGGGUAGAGUUUUGUACUGAAUCCGUGUUUUGUUUGGCCAGUUAAAAA